UUGUCAGGAAGAAAUCUCAACCUGGGAUUAGUCUGCUCCCGACGCCGCCAUUUCAAAGCUGAGGGGGCGACACCAGCUGUUGGCAUUUUUCUACAUCUUUUUUUUUAUUUUUUCAUUUUUCUUAUGAAGUUUUAUUUUUCCUAGCGAUUAAAUUGGCCGAAAAGUCGAAUCUACCUCGAGUGCAACACCAACUGAAAUGGAUGCAGACACAGAGGAGAAGAUGACAGAAACUCCAAAGAUUUCCAAGGAGGAACCUGAGAAACCUGUAACCGAAAGAUUCAGGGGUCGUGGGUUCAGAGGCCGUGGUCGAGGGGGUCGGAUGAGUCGUGGUUUCAUGCGUGGUGGGCGAGGCACCAUGAAGGGGUUCGGUCCACCUGGACAUGGAAGGGGUCGAAUGAGGGAUGGAGGCAUGAAUGGAUUUGCACCCAUGAGGGGAAUGGGGCGGAUGCGUCCUUACCCAGACCUCAGAGGUCAUCGUGGUAGGGGGGGACCAAUGGGUAUGGGCCCUCCUCCUCCACCAAUGCCUCCCAUGCACCUCAGAGGCCUCUUCCCACCCCCGCCCAGGCACGGACCCCCUCCACCCCCUCCUCUGGGUCAUCCUGGUUUCAGAGGACGACCACCUCACCCAAGAGGGCGUGGCAUGCCACCUCAUGGACAUCCACGCCACUUCCACCCCCGUGGAGCCAGAGGCUAUCACAAUGGACCAGUCUCUCCUCCACCUCACCCCCCACCUGGCAGAGGCCAGAGGUGGCCAGGGCCCCCUGGUGGCCGGCGCUUUUAACACAGCUUGUCCUAAAAACAUAAACAAAAAGCACUUGUUAGAGGGGCCUAAGGUGGUACAGUGAACGAAACACCCCUGAACUAUGUGUUAUACAAAGUCUAUAAGUAUCUUUACUCUGUGGCCAAAUGUCUGGUUAUUGAUAUUGUCUACUGACAAAUAAAUAAUGUGAAAUGGCUAACGACAAAACCAGGACUCAUGAAAUGCCUCCACAUUUAAUGUAAAGGCAUUCUCACCUUCUGCUACCUGUAAAUCUGGUUUAUACUGUAGGAAUUAUUGGGAAAUUGUUGAGAAAGAGCUAAAUGUUCUGUAGUUCUUAUAACAGUCACCCUGUGAGCCUUAAGAAAAUUUACUGAUUCUUAAUAAAGACAAAGAAAAUGGGUGAGGAUGUUUAUUUGAGGGUGGAGGGGGAAAAAAAAAAUCAAAGAAUGCAUAUCACAGCCCUCAGGCAACAAUGUUAACACCUUGAACCUCCCUGACCUUUCCUUUUGUUACUGAUGUAUUAUAACCUCACCAAGCAGUACUACAAAAAUUGUUUAACACUCCCACACUUCCAACUUAUCAGACAAUAUUCCACUUGUCAAGUAUUCUAUUAAAUUUUAUAUAUUACAUCAUUACUGUGCAGCUAUUUUUAAGUUAUGAGUAUUGCUGUUUGGAACUUUCAUGUUUGUCUCCUUCAGUCUAUUUUGUAAUGACAAAAAAGCAGAAGGCAUUAAAAAUGAUUAGUAUACUGAAAUAUAUACAUAUAAAUCUAGUGGCAUUUAUAAAUGAAAGCAAAUUCUAUUGGUAUUUGCUUCAGUUAAGGAUAAGAAAUAACUCUUUACUGUGUCACAACUACUUUAUUCACUGUGAUUAACAUAACUUUGGUGAACCUGUGAAUGUGUUUUAUGAGAACCGUCAAGGCAUAUGACGUAGUUGUGAAGAUGAAAAAAAAAUAAAAAUUCAAAUAAACUCAA
Messenger RNA from Pleuronectes platessa (European plaice), 1734 nucleotides. RefSeq lists its product as uncharacterized. Bases 197 to 781 code for a protein of 194 amino acids. The transcript has 6 exons. The record is from RefSeq and is a predicted model, not a curated record. Lineage: Eukaryota; Metazoa; Chordata; Actinopteri; Pleuronectiformes; Pleuronectidae.